CCCAGCUACCUCUUAUUUCUGCCUUUACACAAACACUAUAUCCAGUCGCAACAUGGAAGACUUAUCAACUGGCUCUGAAAGCGAUUACGCUGACUCGUGGAUCUCCUGGUUUCUGUCUUCUAAGGGCAAUGAAUACUUUUGCGAGGUCGACGAAGACUACAUCCUUGAUAGAUUUAACCUCACUGGUCUUAACGCGGAAGUUGUACAAGAGUAUUCACGUGCUCUAAGCUUGAUCACGGAUAACCUGAAUGAAGACGAUUUGGACGACGAUACGAGAGAGGGUAUUGAGACCUCCGCCAGAUUUCUGUACGGCUUGAUCCACGCUCGAUUUAUUGUAACCACGAGAGGCCUCGCGAAAAUGCUGGAGAAAUAUCGCAAAGCCGAUUUCGGUCGCUGCCCCAGGGUUUAUUGCUAUUCUCAACCUUUGCUUCCAGUCGGACUAUCCGAUAUCCCUUAUCAAAAGGCCGUCAAGCUUUACUGUCCCCGAUGUGAAGACAUCUAUUCUCCCAAGUCUAACCGCCACGGAUCUAUCGACGGAUCUUACUUCGGGACCACAUUCCCUCACAUGCUUUUCAUGGUGUAUCCACAAAUGAUUCCAGGGAAGGGUCAACCGGUGGGGUCGAGCGUGGCAGAUGUCAACAGAAGCUUGGUGUCAGCUGGGCAAAGCAGGGAAGGGGGUGCAGGGAUCAGUACUUCAGCAAUGGCGCUGAAGGCGGAAAUGUUUGAGCCAAAAAUAUUUGGAUUUAAGGUCAACGAGGACGCUAAACUUGCUCGAUGGAGAACAGCCAGGCGGGAUACUCAAAUCUCUCGACUUGAAGCGCAGGAACAUGAACAAGAACAGGAGAAGGAGAAGAAGUCAUCUGUGUAAUCAAUCGUAUUAUGUUGUAUCACCUCCGACACUCUCUUUGUGCCAUACUGCAUCGCCAUAUCUUUGCUGCUGGCAAGUGAGGAAGCGGGUUCGCUUUCUCCCCUCGGCCGCCUAUUUAUGUUUCUGUAGGCAUCCCCGAUGUUUGUCUCGCUGAUGCAUGUUUUUGGCUGGUCU
Messenger RNA from Cryptococcus deneoformans JEC21, 1042 nucleotides. Its product is annotated as casein kinase ii beta chain (ck ii), putative. NCBI's taxonomy places the organism in Eukaryota, Fungi, Basidiomycota, Tremellomycetes, Tremellales, Cryptococcaceae. The transcript has 6 exons. Gene Ontology annotation, cellular component: cytoplasm; protein kinase CK2 complex. Gene Ontology annotation, molecular function: protein kinase regulator activity. The coding region runs from base 53 to 868 and encodes 271 amino acids. The record is from RefSeq and is a predicted model, not a curated record.